Closterium sp. NIES-65 is the source of this 1902-nucleotide messenger RNA. The record is from the annotation of a GenBank genome assembly. NCBI's taxonomy places the organism in Eukaryota, Viridiplantae, Streptophyta, Zygnematophyceae, Desmidiales, Closteriaceae.
AUGCAGGACCCUCGCCUCCUGCGCUCUCGCCUCACAGUGGACUGGCUUGUGCUCGUUGCCGAGACUCGCAGGCAGUGCAUGGCCUCCGCCCCGCUGCACUCCCUGCGGGACCUGCAGGAGGGUGUGUGCAGGGACCUGCAGGAGGGUGUGGGGGAGGAGGAGGAGGAAAGGGGCAGCAGCGAUCCAGGGACUGGCGGCAGGUGGGAGACUCAGGAGGACGAGGAGGACGACGAGGACGAUUGGGAGGAUAUUCAAGAGCGAAGGGAUGGAGGACAGAGGAGAGGGGGGAGAGGCAGUGGUAGGGGAGUGGAAGGGAGAGGAGGAAGAGGAAGCAGAGGAGGGAGAGGGGGAAACAGGGCGAUGCGAGGAAGAGGGGGGAGCAGCAGGGGGAGAGGGCGAGGUGGAGGGAGGGGAGGGGUGAAGAGGCCGUUAGAGGCUCUUGCCCGCGCCAACCUUCCCAAUCUCAUCUUUGCCAAGAUACCUGUGCGGCGCCUUUGCCUUUACCCCAAGGCCCUUCCGAGCGCUGCAGCCACCACAGGAGGUGGCGCUGCGGGUGGAGGGCGCCCUUAUCUUCACCCCAAGCCCCUUCAGAGCGCUGCAGGCACAGCAGGAGUGGUGCUGCGAUGCGAGUGGAGGUGCUUCAAGGGGUUGCCUUCCUUAAAGCCCUCGCACACCCCCUGCUCCCUUCCACUCACCACCCCCUCCACAUACAAUCUAUUUCCUUCAGGGCGCCUUUGCCUUCACCCCAGGGCCCUUCAGAGCGCUGCAGGCACAGCAGGAGGUGGUGCUGGGAGUGGAGUGGAGGGCGCCUUUGCAUUCACCCCAGGGCUUUCCAGAGUGCUGCAGCCACAGCAAGAGGUGGUGCUGCGGGUGGAAGUUUUACAACAGGAGAAGCGGCAGCUUAAAGGGCAAGAGUUCCUAGUGCUGGGCAGCCAGCCGCUCACAGCCUUGAGGGACCGCAUCUACUGCCUCCAGGACAGGAUCGCGAGGGAGCAUGGCAAGUCGGUGCCGUCUGGGUGCUUCUGUAUCGAGUGCAGGGAUGGGAUUGCAAUGGAGGAUGGCAAGGCGGUGCUGUUUGGCAAGGCGGAGCUGUUUGAGGAGAGUGAUGGGAGGGAGAUAGGAGAUCUUUGGAAAGGGGGGAGAGUGAAGGGGGAAGUGCGGGGACAGGAUCGCGAGGGAACACGGCACGACGUUUUCUAUGAUGACAUGCGGCAGCCCAGUGCAGUGCGGUACAGUGCGGUGAUCGUCAAGUGGAACAGGGAGAAGCGGGCGGCAUGGUCAAUGCUGGACGAGAGGGAGCGCCGCCGCCACACCCCCCUCGCCCGCCUGCCCCUGCCCGCGCCCGUGCGCGGCAUGGCACUGGGUGGCAUAGGAUCAAUGGGACCAAUGGGAUCUAUGGGAACCAGCCACACGUUUCAAGAGGAUGGGGACCGUUUCGGUCAGCAGCAGCACGAGCAUCAGCAGUACCACCAGGUGCAUCACCAUCAGCAGCAGCAGAGGGUGCGGCUGAGUCUAGGGGACGCCCCUCCCCCGGAGUACUCGUCUGCACGAAUGGAAACGACCCGGUUCAGAGACCUCACUGUGCGGCCAGGGGCUCUUUAUGUGUACAUGCACCAGGGUGCAUGCAAGCAUGCCUUUCGCAUCACUGACAUUCGCCUGCUGCACCCUCUGGACGCCCUCAAUGCCUCCGAAUACCCCCUUCUCUCGCACGAGCCACGCUGCUACCUGCGCCGCUGCAGUGUGUGCGAUGUGAACGCAAGCACACGAGUGGUGUACCAUGAUAAAUUGCUCGCUGUUGACCCGUCCUUUCUGUGUGAGCAGUGUUACCACCUGUUACAUUAUGAUGAGGAGGGCAAUCUGUUGUAUAGUGAUUUCCAAGUGUACAAUUACUAUCAUGAAUAA